AUGGCAUCGACCCAGACAUCGACCGUAAAGCAUCUCGCCAGAGAUAUCAAGACCGGCUCUCUCAAAGACCGCGAGAAAGCCGUAGACGACUUGACCCAUCUCCUCAAGAAUAGAGCCGUAAACCUCUCUGCACUAGAAGACAAGGGCUACCAUGACAUCUUCGAAGCCAUCUUCAGUCUCGUCCUCUGCGAGAAGCCCGUCUUUUACGACAAGAAGAAGACUCAGCCAAAGCGCAAUGGCGCCGCCUCACGACUUUCGAAAUGUGCCGCUGCCGUCAGAGUGGCUGCCGCCCGGGGCGUCUCCAGGCUCGGACGGAAGACGUUGCUCGCCCUCAUAGACCACAUCACCCAGGUGCUCCCCGGCCCAAACGAGGACUUUGUGCAGCCGUUGGUCCAGGACUACGUCAAGGCUCUGGCAGAGGUCCUUGCUCGUCCGUCCCACGUCGAGUUCCUUGCGAGGAAAAGCGCUUCAUCAUGGCAAGGCUGUGUCGACUUCCUCCUUGACAUGGCCGAGUAUAGUCUCCCGAGCGAUGCACAGCCCCAUGCGUUGCCCCUAAGCCGCGACUCGCCUGCCGCUGCCUCCACUCCGUGGUCGACAUCAAGGUCAAAUGGUUCCAUCCCAAGCCAGAAGCGUGCCAAUCCGCUCGAGGGAGGGCCGCUUCGGGAUUCUCUCGAAGGAUUGAGCCACCUGGUUCAAGCAGCCAAUGCACCUGUCGCGCGGCGAUCCCAGGAUAUCACGGAUUUGGUCUUGGGGGUGUUGGGAAUGAAGCACCUCAGCCUUGGUUCCACGCAGACAAUUUGUUUUGCCAUUGCGAACAGCACGUUUGCCGCGACUCAGGCCGACGACUUGGCUUUUGCAAACACCCUGGUCAAAAAUCUUUUGCCUCUCAUGAGCUAUUGGUGGCGUGCCGACAAGGUCUCCCAGGACGAGCUCAUCAGAGCGUUGAGGAAUGAGAUUUCUCGAACCGUUAUCCUCACACAUCUGCACGUUGAGCACUUAGCCGUCACCACUUGGGACAUUGGAGUACGGAGCGACGUGGAGGAGCUCAUCGAGCGUUUGUGGCUUGAGUACUCGAAGCGAGGCGAAGCCUUUCGGUUACAGCUCAAUGAUCUCACGUUCAAUGCAUCGGCAUUCCCGGACGAUUCUUUGCGACUCGGGCUUUUCGGGCUACGCCAGUACAAUGCCGAGGGGGAGGGCCACUGGGCCCUGGUCCAGAGUCUGGCGCUAUUGGAGGCCAUUCUGCUUCGACCCGGGAAGAGGCAACCUGGCCCUGGGGAUGACGGCGUCGAGCCUCUUCAAAAGAAGCGACGAUUGCGGGAGAACUCGAGACGUCUGAAACUCAAGCUCAAGUCAAAAGACGUUGGCAUCCAGAGGACGACUCUGCAGCUGGUUCCAUUCCUGGUCGCUGCCAACGCAUUGGCAUUGGAAGAGCUGACCGAGCUGCUCGUCGAGUUGGCUUCCCGUGUCUCGGACAAGAAUGCUGCAACGGUAUCUUGGGCUCUGAUCGCUUGUGCAAGUUGCGUCUCAGUGCCUGGCUUGUGUGAUGGCAUCCUGCCGUAUCACUCGCUUGCGGAAGACAUCAAUAGCUUCGUCACUAUGGCCGAUGUCAACGGGCCUGCAAUCCUCUGCGAUACAUCUCUGUCAUUGAUGUCGUGUCUUUUCCACGAACGAAACAUCCGGUUACCAAGCGUCAGCCAGGCUACGAGCAGCCAUAUCAUCAGAUGGGUCUUUUUGAAGUGGAACCCUAAUGAGUUGGCGUACGCUUCCUUUCAGUCGCUCCAUGUUCGUCCAUCUCAGUUUGUCAAUCUGCUCAGAGCAUGCUGCGGAGCGCCGCCCCUCUCUUGGAGCAGUCGACAUACUGUUUCCGGCUCGACACUCAGCGAGGCCUGGAAGCUGCAACGCGAAAUUGCACGCUUCAGCGAGUACCUUUUGCUGCUUGACCACAGACUGCCUGAUUCCGAGCCUCAUCGGCGUGACCAUUCGCGGGCAACAAUCAAAUCCUCCCCACUGGCAAACCCGGGCAAUUUCUAUUCGUCAAGGAAGCUUACGUUGGAGCUCCUAUUCCCGAAAGUGGAUGAGCUGAUCGACCUGUGCGACUCCUGGACCAAGAAAGCGGGAGAAGGUGGCAGCCAGAUAUCUCUCGAAAGAUUUCAGAGCCUUUUGUCUGCUUGCAUAAUGGGCGCCAUGCUUCUACCUCAGGUGACCGAUUUGAACUCUACCCAGUCAUCUACCGUAGAGGCAAAGUUGGUCGAUAUCGCCAGCAGGAGUUUGGCGAUUGCGCUGGAUUCGGUUGAGCCGAUGGCGUCGACGCACCUGGUCCUACGACUGCUGCGUUCUUGCAUACCUGAUCUCACCACGGAAAACUUGAGCAGGCUUCAUGACGAAAAUCUCGGUCUCCUCGGCCUCGUGACUACAAUUGCGGCCUCGCUGGAGCACAAACAGUUGGGAUUCAGCUCGAGCAAUUCAGACUCCAUGGACGUUGAUGAUGAGUUUGAUUCACAGAACAGCAAGGCCACCAUGACAUCGGCACUUGCGUCCAUACCGAGACAAAACAUUCAAAUGUCUACAAGUCCGCGAGCCUUUUACACCGAGACGAGGAUUCGCCUCGCCCUCCUGCGAAUUCUUUAUAAUGACGCAAGCCAGAUUGGCCUCGUCCCCGACAGGUGGCUUGAAGAGCUGUUAUCGAUGUCCGACGAUGAUCUGCUGUCAUGUCAAUGCUUGCUGGUCGAGGUGACCAAGUCAGAUCUCGCCAUGAGCCCAGAGAAUGCAUUGAACCUAGUUCAAAGACUAGGCGUAAUCAUUAGCGACUCGGAAUAUCAGUGCUGCGAGGUUGCGCUCAGUGCCUGCGUUGAGGUCGUCGAUGGCCUGCAUCAGGUCUGGCUUAGUGACAACCAGGAACUCGCAGACAGGGUAGGCGACCUCUACAACUACUUCAUCAAAGUCUGUCUCUCUUCAAACCUGUUUUCUCCGAGGGCUCAGAUGUCGAUGGCCCGCUUGCUCUUCACCCUUCUCAAUGCCGAUUCGGCGUAUGGCAAGAAUCUCGGACUUGAUUCGUGUCGAACCUCGCUCUUGUACAUUCUCAGCAGCGGCAAGAUGAUGGUCAAGUACUUCAUUGCCGACAGGAUCGCUGGGAUCUUUGAACUCUAUAUUCUCCUCCUGCAUGACGAGGUCUUUGUGGACGUCUUGGAUAAUCUGCCUGCAAACCCCGAUGACACAGCGGGCAUCGCCUUCAGGCUGCUGGUUCUUGCAAAGCUGGCAUGUCGCUGGCCGACUUUGUUGAGGCGGUGCAUAUACCAUAUCUUUGAGACCCCCGGACGAAUUUCUCAGGCGACGGACUACGCAAAAUGGUGCUUGGCGGAUGUUGCCCACCACUUGAAUAUUGAUUCGCCAAAGGAGCUGUUCCAACUCUUCUCACGUCAGCUUCUGUACACUUGGAUGGAGAAUGAUUCCUUGCAAGACAUUCCAUUCUCCAUCUUCGGCUUCGACGAGCUGAGAAGCUUGCUUCGCUCUGCUCAAGCUGAAACGAUUGGGCUGGCUAUAAUGCGAGGGCAGGAAACGGCCAGCGCAGAUCUGACUCGAAUUCUCGGGUCAAGCGACGUGGAGCUCCUGCAACGCAACUUCGCGACCGCACUUUCGUACUGCAUGGUAUAUGGCGAUGCUUUCGGCGACUCGGGCAAGGCCAAAGGAGAGGAUCGGAUCAGGAAAAGGCUAGGGAGCAAGCUAUAUAUGGAAGCGUUCUACAUCAACUUCAUCGAUAUUGUCGCCCUCUUCUUCGACCUUAUUGAUCAGGAAGACUCUCCUGAAAGGGUUUUCCGCAGACAUCAGGACCUUGCGUACGCCGCCGACAAUCUGGAGGCAAUCAAAAGCAUCUCUCACUCGCCAGCCAACUUGCCGCCCAACCAGCAGCCAAUGUUUCGGGCAAAGUAUGUAAUUCACAACCUCUUCAGGCUCUGCCAAGGAACCGAGUUUCAAUUCCACGACCUCUGGACGCCAGCCUUGGUGGCAUCCGUCACCAGAAAGCUUUUCAGCACUGUCCACCCUGCCCUGGGAUCGCUACACGCCUGCUCGGUUCUCCGAAAAGUUCGACUCGUGGUUUGCUUGGCCGGACCCGUGGCACUAGAGUCCUACUGCCUUGAGAUGCUUCUCAACUCGAUUCGCAGCUUCAUUGUCGACUCAGAAUGCGCCGAUGAUGCUUUGGGAUUAAGCCAGUAUCUGCUCGCUGGAGGGUCUCAAUACCUGAGUCACAAUCCAUCCUUCCUAGCCGGCUACGCUCUGUCUACUUUGGCCUCGCUCAGAGUUUUCCUUGAAUCAAGCCAGUCCAGCACGACGCAGGAAAGCCAGUUCAAGGCAACGAUGAGCAAAGCCCAGCGAUUCCAUGAGUGGUUCCGCAAGUAUUUGGCCGAGUAUACGUCGUCCGCGUUUUCCAGUCACGGUCAGGCAAAGUCUUUCAAAUCUGUCACCCACUCCGCAGGGCACAUAAGGUCGUCUGGAAAUGCAGAGAAGGGCACUUCGGAGAGCAAGCUGCUUUUGGACAUCUUGAAAGACGGCGCAUCAGGCAAAGGGCUUUUGAACGAGUCGUCUCGUGAGCUCGCCUUGAGAUUGCUCUGUGGCGACUUCACAGUGCCUACAGUCAUCGCCGAUGACAUUGUCGGGGGCGACGAAGAUGCAACUCUUCUUGCUGGCGCUGUGUGGAGGAGCUGUGAGGCACAGAACCUCAGUCGCAAUUACCUGUCUUGGUCUGGGCGGGUUCUUGGACGGUCCUUUUCGGCCUCGGGGGAGAUUCCCCAAGGCAUUCUCUGCGAGUCGCGGCUCCUACAAUACAAGAAAAUGGCCCCUCCGGGACCCAAUGGAUCUGAGAUGGGUCUGCUGCAUCUCCUCCAGGAUCUCACUUCAGAUCAGGAUUCUGUUGUUGCCGGCCUCUCGGAGGCCGCUCUGAGGAGUGCGGUAUCUCAGGCAGCGCUGCAAGAGGAUGAAUCGCUAGUGACCGCUUGUCAGAGAACCUUGUCUGAAGCCCUGUUCCUUGCCUCGCAGUGGGGAGCGCAUCGCGCACCCCCGUCAGAGGCGGCGGUAGCACCCGCUUCUGAGGAGGUGUCGUGUGUCUGGACAGAAGACAUCGCGUCCAACCAGUGGCUGUCGCAGCUCAGCGUUCACUUGGCAAAGUCUGUGCCUGAUUCCAUUCUUCUUGCCGUGCUGCCCCCUAUCCUGGCGCGAUUGAAAGGCUUCGCCGACAAGGCAUUACCGUUCAUCGUCCAUCUGGUUCUAUUCUUUGAAAUGAAGCAGAAUCAGACCAUGAAGCGCCACUUGUCUGCGGCGGUCAAGGAAUGGCUCAGUUCGCAAGCUCCCAUGGCCAAGGACAACCUGAAGCUGCUGCUCAACACCAUUCUCUACCUGAGAACCCAAGAGUACCCGAGAGAAUCUUCCAUUGAAGAUCGGUCACACUGGCUCGAAGUCGAUUACAGCGCUGCGGCCUCGGCAGCAUCGCGUUGCGGCAUGUACAAGACUGCUCUACUCUUUGCCGAGCUCGUCACCUGUGACAGCACACGAAAGUCUCGGAGGUCGUCUACAUCCAGAGAAGCGGACAUCAACGAGACGCUCCUUGCCAUAUUUGAAAACAUCGACGACCCAGAUACAUACUAUGGUCUCCCCGAGGACGCGAGUCUUGCCAAGGUCCUCGCUCGCGUUGAGUACGAAAAGGAAGGCUCCAAGAGCCUUGCAUUCAGGGGCGCGCAGUAUGACAGCCACAUUCGUCUCCGAGAUCCGGAAGCGGACUCGGAUGCUCAAGCCCUCGUGGGGGCACUGGGCACCCUGGGUCUGUCAGGACUGUCCCACUCGGUGCUCCAAACACAGCAAGAUCUCGGAUCCUCCAACGCAGCACUGGAAAGCACUUUCCGAACUGCGAGGAGGCUCGAGAUAUGGAACUUGCCUGCGCCAUCGUCUACGGAGCAUCACGCUGUUGCCGUGUACAGGGCCUAUCAAAGCAUGCAUCAAGCCACAGACCUCUCGGCAGUUCGGUCAGCAGUGUAUGAUGGCUUCAGUCGCAUCAUGCAAAGCUUGACGGGUGACAGCGCCAACGCUACAGUGCUAAGAAGCCGGCUGGCCGCACUGGCGGCUCUGGCCGAGCUCGACGAUCUCCUGAAUGUCACCGACACUGCCGAAAUGAACAAGGUUUUGCAAAGCUUUCGAGAUCGCAGCCAAUGGAUGAGAAGUGGCAUGUACGACGACGUAAGCCAGAUCUUGUCCUGUCGAGAGACGACAACCAGCAUGUUGAGUCAACACGCCUCGAUACUCAGCAACGCCAAUCUCCCCGUGUCUUCACUGAGGCGUGUGCAAGUCGAGGCGAUGCUCAUGGCAUCUGGUAUAUACCGUUACCACCAGGCGACGCAGGAGUCUCUCAACAUCUCGACGGCGCUCAAUAAGCUGAUACCUCUCUGCAAGGACCUGAGCCUGCAUGUAGAUGCAGCAGUCAAGAUCGAGAUCGCCAACUCACUGUGGGAUCAUGGAGAGAUGAGCACCAGCAUCCGAUUGCUCCAGGGGAUUGACAAGGAUUCUUCCCUUGGGAAGCAGACGAUCCCCGUCAGCCGGUCCGAGUUGCUCUCCAAAAUUGGCCACAAGGUCUCGAUCGCGCGCCUGGAAAAGCCGCGAGACAUUCAAAAGUCGUACCUUGAGCCGGCACUCAAAGAGCUCAAGCGUGACAAUACCCUUGCCAAGGAGACGGGCGCCGUCUAUCACCAGUUUGCGACCUUUUGCGACGAGCAGCUGCAAGACGCAGACGGCCUUGAGGAUCUGAAGAGACUGCAGAACUUGAGGAAAGGCAAGAGCGACGAGGUAGCUGAUCUCAAGGCGCUCAUAUCGUCGACACGAGACUCGCAGCUCAAGAAUCGAUAUCAGCAGGGCCUUGCCAAGGAGAAGCAAUGGCUGGAUCUGGACGAGCAGGAGCUGCGGCGCGUCGAGCAGACGCGGGGCGAGUUUGUGCGGCUCAGCUUGGAGAACUAUCUGCUGUCCCUGGCGACUUCUGACGAGUACAACAACGACGCACUGCGGUUCACGGCGCUAUGGCUGGAGCGGUCGACGGAGGAUGCCACCAGCAAGGCUGUGGCACGCCAUCUCGAGCUGGUGCCGACGGGGAAGUUUGCCAGCCUCAUGAACCAGCUGACGUCCCGGCUCCAGAAUCAAGAAUCAGUUUUCCAGAAGCUGCUCUCCGACCUCGUCGUCAACAUAUGCGUCGACCAUCCCUACCACGGCAUGUACCAGAUCUGGUCGGGGACAAAGGCCAAGGCUCAGCAAAAGGACGAGGUGGCUGUGCUGCGCGUGAGGGCGACGGAAAAGGUUGCCCAGCGGCUCUACAGCACCAAGUCUGUGGCCAACAUCUGGUUGUCCAUCGAUAAGACGAGCAAGUACUACCACGGGCUGGCCAUUGACAGGAACCCGAGCAAGUACAAGUCGGGCGCCAAGGUUGCCCUGAAAGACUCGGCAGCCGGGCAGCAUCUGGUGAACUGCCUGGCCAAAUACCGGGUCCCGCCGCCGACGAUGCACAUCGGCGUGUCUGCCACCAAGGACUAUUCCAGCGUGCCGCACAUCUUAAAGCUGGAACCGACAAUGACGAUUGCAUCUGGGCUGGUCAAGGGCGGUCACGACGACCUCCGCCAGGACGCAAUCAUGGAGCAAGUCUUUGCCGCAGCAUCGUCGCUCUUGAAGCUGCACAGAAGCACUCAGCAGAGGAACUUGGGAAUCCGGACGUACAAGGUCUUGCCGCUCACCGCGUCCUCGGGCUUGAUCGAGUUUGUCCCCAACACCAUUCCCCUGCACGAAUUCCUCAUGCCGGCGCAUGAGAGAUACUACCCUCGGGAUCUGAAGGGGUCCCAGUGUAGGAAGGAGAUAUACACGGUCCAGAACAAGUCUACCGAGGCCCGCAUCAACACGUAUCGCAAAGUGACGGAGAGGUUUCGCCCGGUGAUGAGGUACUUUUUCAUGGAGAACUUUAUGGACCCGGACGAGUGGUUCACAAAGCGCUUGGCCUACACGAGAAGCACGGCGGCGAUAUCGAUGCUAGGCCACGUCCUCGGAGUAGGCGACCGGCACGGCCACAACAUCCUGUUGGACACCAAGACGGGCGAGGCGGUGCACAUUGACCUGGGCGUGGCAUUCGAGGCGGGGAGGAUUCUCCCGGUACCGGAGCUUGUGCCCUUUCGACUGACCCGAGACAUUGUUGACGGCAUGGGCAUUACGAAGACGGAGGGCGUGUUCCGGCGCUGCUGCGAGUUCACCCUGGAUGCCCUUCGAGAGGAGCAGUACUCCAUCAUGACCAUCCUGGACGUGCUGCGCUACGAUCCGCUGUACACGUGGUCCAUCUCGCCGCUCAGGCUGGCCAAGCUGCAGAAGGCGAGGCAGGAGGGCGACACUGGGGCGGAAGACGCAGAGCAGGGCGAGGCAGAGACCAAGAGGGGCAAAAAGGGGGCAGGGCACUUCAACGAGCCGUCGGAGGCGGAGCGGGCGCUCGAGGUGGUGCGGAAGAAGCUCUCCAAGGCGCUCAGCGUGACGGCGACGGUCAACGAUCUGAUCAACCAAGCCACCGACGAGCGUAACCUGGCGGUUCUUUACUCUGGCUGGGCGGCAGCCCCGCCCUCACAGCGACCAGAGCUGGCGCCACCCUCGGCACUGGCCUCGGAACGCCUCCAUCGCCGCCCCAUGCAAUCCGCGCCCGCCAAUUCCUCCUCCCGCCGCCGGCCGCGCCUCUCGUCGUCUGCUUCGUCGUCCUCGUCGCCUGCCGCGUCCCCCGUCGUCGCGUCCAAACGCCCCCGCUUCGCCGACACGCCCGCCAUGCGUCCGUCGGCCUUCCAGCCCUACAGCGGCGCCAAGAGGCUCGUCAUCAAGAACCUGCGGGCCCUUAGCAACCGGGACGCCGAGGUCGAGGAGUACUAUGCCCGCACCGAAAGGGAGCUCGACAGCGCCCUCGCCGCCGUCUUCGCCGACGGCCGCCCAGCCGUGCCCCUCGAGAGGCUAUACCGCGGCGUCGAGGACCGUUCGGGGGGCAGCUCGAGCGUCGAUGUCUUGAGGAGUGUUCUGGGGGAGUGGAAGACCUGGAGCGCCCAGGCGGUGACCAUUCGCUCGACCUUUAGCUACCUGGACCGAACGUAUCUACUCCGCGAAUCUCUCCCGUCCAUCAACGACAUGACCAUAACCCACUUCCGGAGAAUGGCCUUUCUCCAGCAAGACGCAGCCUUGAGUAAUACGCCGGGAGCCCAGGCUGUUGCCGGCAUCUGCGAGAUGGUUGAAUACGACCGCCGAGGCGAUCCGCGGCUGGACUCGCAUCUCCUCAAGGACUCUGUUCGCAUGCUCUACGUCUUGGGAGUGUACGUCAAGCACUUUGAGCCACGGCUGCUGCAAGAAUCGGCAGCAUACUUUAAUGACUUUGGCGAGUCUUGGAGCGCCUCGAGCCUCAAGGAGUAUAUUUCGGCCUGCGAGACUCUGUUGCAGAGGGAGGACUACCGUUGCAUCGCGUACAAUCUCGAGAGCACCACAGAGAAACAGCUAAUGGACUCGGCGCAUGCCAUUCUGAUCGAACACUACUCGGACAAACUGUUGCACGGAGGAAGCUUGUCGCAUCUCUUGUCAGAGAAGGACGUCAAGUCGAUGAAGGGGCUAUACGACCUGCUACGGCUAUCGGGCAUACAAAAGAAGAUGAAGGCGCCGUGGGGAGACUACAUCCGGACCACUGGCGCUUCCAUCGUCUCGGACAAGGACCGGGGCGAUGAAAUGGUCCUUCGGCUCUUGGAUUUGCGGCGAUCAUUAGACCUCAUGAUCCGCGACGCCUUUGACAAGGACGAGGACUUUUUGUGGGGGAUGCGGGAAGCUUUCGGCAAGUUCAUGAACGACCGCUCAACAGCCGCCUGCUGGGACACGGGGACGUCCAAGAUCGGAGAAAUGACGGCCAAGUACAUCGACAUGCUCUUGAGGGGCGGCCUGAAAGCCCUGCCCAAGGAUCUCCUGUCCGACGUCCAGGACAGGGCAGCGGCCGAGAAGCAGGGCCAGGCAAGCAGCGCCGAUGAGGACGCGGAACUAGACCGUCAGCUGGACCAAGCCCUGGAGCUGUUCCGAUUCAUCGAGGGCAAGGAUGCGUUUGAGGCGUUUUACAAAAAAGAUCUCGCCCGGCGGCUGCUCAUGGGUCGCAGCGCAAGUCAAGACGCGGAGCGCAACAUGCUGACCAAGCUCCGAGGCGAGUGCGGCUCCAACUUUACGCACAACUUGGAGCAAAUGUUCAAGGAUCAGGAGCUGGCCAAAGACGAGAUGGAAUCGUACAAGCAGUGGAGCAGUGCCAACUUGGAGCGGAAGCCAGCCCUGGACCUGCACGUCAUGAUUCUGUCCGCCGCCGCGUGGCCGACGUAUCCAGACGUGCGGCUGAGCCUGCCGGACGAGGUCGCCGGCCAGAUUGAGCGCUUCGAUGGGCACUACAGGACCAAGCACACGGGGCGGGUGCUGACGUGGAAACACUCGCUGGCGCAUUGCUCCAUCAAGGCGGCGUUUCCCAGGGGAGCAAAGGAGCUCCUCGUCUCCGCGUUUCAGGCCGUCGUCCUCAUGGUGUUCAACAGUGUCCCCGACGACGGGUUUCUCACCUACGACCAGAUAUCCACAGCAACAGGCCUCCAGGGGGGCGAGCUGGAGCGGACACUGCAAUCGCUGGCCUGUGGCAAGGCCCGGGUCCUGUCCAAGCAUCCCAAGGGGCGCGAGGUGAAGCCGACAGAUACGUUCACAUUCAACAAGGGCUUCGCAGAUGCCAAGUACCGAGUUAAGAUCAACCAGAUCCAGCUCAAGGAGACAAGGGAAGAGAACAAGGCGACGCACGAGAGGAUCGUGCAGGACCGACGGUUCGAGACGCAGGCCGCAAUCGUGCGCAUCAUGAAGAGUCGCAAGCACAUGGGGCACGCAGAGCUUGUAGCCGAGGUGAUCAAUCUGACGAAGAAGAGGGGUAGCGUCGAGCCGGUUGCAAUCAAGAAGGAGAUUGAGAGUCUCAUUGAGAAGGACUACCUGGAGCGGGAAGACAACGGGUACACGUAUCUGGCAUGA
This is a messenger RNA of Hirsutella rhossiliensis, 11061 nucleotides long. Its product is annotated as cullin family domain-containing protein. NCBI's taxonomy places the organism in Eukaryota, Fungi, Ascomycota, Sordariomycetes, Hypocreales, Ophiocordycipitaceae. The coding region runs from base 1 to 11061 and encodes 3686 amino acids. Gene Ontology annotation, molecular function: protein serine/threonine kinase activity; ubiquitin protein ligase binding. The transcript is spliced from 15 exons. The record is from RefSeq and is a predicted model, not a curated record. Gene Ontology annotation, cellular component: Cul4-RING E3 ubiquitin ligase complex. Gene Ontology annotation, biological process: protein ubiquitination; DNA repair; ubiquitin-dependent protein catabolic process.